AUGUCUACAAAAUGUAAAAGUUAUACGGUUAAACAAAAGCUUGAAAUUAUUUCAAAAGCAAAAGAAACAUCUAAUAAAGCAGCAGCACGAAUAUUCGGUAUUAAUUAUUUUCAAGUAUCCAGGUGGCGAAAACAAGAAAAAAAGUUAAAAGAAGCUUUGUGUUCAUAUAGAAGUGUCAGUUCUGGAAGGAAAGCUGUAUAUCCUCUUACAGAGAAG
Messenger RNA from Racocetra persica, 216 nucleotides. The record is from the annotation of a GenBank genome assembly. Lineage: Eukaryota; Fungi; Glomeromycota; Glomeromycetes; Diversisporales; Gigasporaceae.